UCACUGACACAGGCGCACCCUCCCUGCUCUUACGCGCGGUUCUGAAUGGCUCAGUCACUGGGAGCCAGAGAGAUUCCGCAAGCCCUGGGGAUUCUGGCACAGCUCUGAUGACAGCGGUCCUCUUCGGGUGGAAGAGCCGUUUGAAAUGCUUUCUGGGAAAGGAUGUCUCCUGCGAUCUCCUGACAGAGCCUUUCUCUCUCUCUCCUCUCUCUCUCUCUCCCUCUCUCAUUCUCUCGCUCUCUCUCUCUCCCCCUCUCUCAUUCUCUCACUCUGUGACAGAAACCCACUCUUCUUCAGCCAAACAAACUCACCAUGGUUGCCACAACAUUGCAUGGACAGGACAGGGGAGACUGUUCCUCGCAAAAGGUGACUGGCCUCAUUCGUGCCAUCUGAUCAAGCUCAAAGGAAUGCACCCUGUAGCCGGUCUGCUGAUUUGACGCUUUCGAUACAGAUGGCCGACCCUUGUGUCAGAAGCCGCCUUUCGGAUGGUGCCAGAUUCUAGAGUGCGGAAUGGAAACGGUAACCAUGGUGACUCUGGAAGGAGUGCAGACGUUGUUGAAGACGGUGCCGCCCGUGGUGGCCUUUUCGGUGCAGGAGUCCUCCGGUGGCAGGGCCGUGGUCUUCGCUUCGCCUCUGGGCGAGCGAGCGCUGGAGAACGGGGACUCCGGUUGGUCUCCUGGACCGCCGCACCGAGCAGUCGAUGACCCGUGUGGGGACAGACUCCUGGGGCAGCGGGAUAGAGGCGUGGUUGGAGACCCCAGUGAGAGUGACAACAUAGCCUUUUUGCGGGGGUGCUUAGAUGUCCCGGACCACGAUGCUGCUCUACUGGAGGAGCCUGUUGAUUUGGGUCCGGUCUCCACCUCACUGGGCUUCGCCGAGGAGGAGCCAGGCAAGGCAUCUAUUCCGAAGAAUUCACAGAGGAACCUGGGAAAAAUUCCCGCCUUGCGUGAUUCCCGGGAAGGGCGGAGCUGUGACCGGAACGUUGUUGGCACAGGCCUGGAGGCGCAGGGCACUGCUUGCGCGGGUGCAGCGGAUUCCACUGAAGAGCCGGGCUCCUCCCCGACCCUGUCCCAUCCUCCCAGGGAGGGUGGCAUUGCACCUGCAACUCCCUGCCACCAGGGGGAGCCGGACCUCGGUGUGGAUCCUUCAGAGCGCGCUGAGGAACUCUGUGGUGGUGUUGCCCUCUCGGGGCACACGGGGCCACCUGGUCCCGUCCCGUCGGUGGUGGUCAGCUACGAGCUGCCCCGCAUCGUGAAGCACAAGCCCAGCUCCAUCGCCUUCUCCGACUACCCCGCGCCCCGCUGCGCCCGUCUCUGUGUUUCCGAGGGCCCGAGCGGAGCGGGCUCUUCCUCUGAGGAUGAUGACGACGACGACGUGUUCCCGGAGCUGCCGCAGUGCAGGGGGUUCCUGGCGGGACGGCGGAGGAGGGGCGAGCUGAAGGGGAGCGGGAUGGGGACGGGGCGGGACGCUCCCGUCGACCAGGGCUCGGUCUGCAAUGGCGGCUGUCGGGCGGAGAGCUGCAGGGAGAAGCGCGCGCAGCAACUCUCCUGCAGAUGA
Molecule: messenger RNA, 1557 nt
Organism: Anguilla rostrata (American eel)
Lineage: Eukaryota; Metazoa; Chordata; Actinopteri; Anguilliformes; Anguillidae
Exons: 3
Coding region: 511-1557 (348 amino acids)
Source: RefSeq, a predicted model, not a curated record